AUGGCUCCAACAUUCACGAAUUCUAACGGUCAACCAAUUCCAGAACCAUUUGCCACUCAAAGAGUUGGUCAACACGGUCCAUUGUUGUUACAAGACUUUAACUUGAUUGAUUCAUUGGCUCAUUUUGACAGAGAAAGAAUCCCUGAAAGAGUUGUCCACGCUAAAGGUUCAGGUGCUUAUGGUGUUUUCGAAGUCACUGACGAUAUCACUGAUGUUUGUGCUGCUAAAUUUUUGGAUACUGUUGGUAAGAAAACUAGAGUUUUCACCAGAUUCUCCACUGUUGGUGGUGAAUUAGGUUCUGCUGAUACCGCUAGAGACCCAAGAGGUUUUGCUACCAAAUUUUACACUGAAGAAGGUAACUUGGAUUUGGUUUACAACAACACUCCAGUGUUUUUCAUCAGAGAUCCAUCUAAAUUCCCACAUUUCAUCCACACCCAAAAAAGAAAUCCAGAAACCCACUUGAAAGAUGCUAACAUGUUUUGGGAUUACUUGACUAGCAAUGAAGAAUCCAUUCAUCAAGUUAUGAUUUUGUUCUCCGACAGAGGUACUCCAGCUUCUUACAGAGAAAUGAAUGGUUACUCUGGUCACACCUACAAAUGGUCCAACAAAAAAGGUGAAUGGUUUUACGUUCAAGUUCAUUUCAUCAGUGAUCAAGGUAUUAAGACUUUGACCAAUGAAGAAGCAGGUGCUUUAGCUGGAUCUAACCCAGAUUACGCUCAAGAAGAUUUGUUCAAGAACAUUGCUGCUGGUAACUACCCAUCAUGGACUGCUUAUAUCCAAACCAUGACUGAAGCCGAAGCUAAAGAAGCUGACUUUUCUGUGUUUGAUUUGACCAAAGUUUGGCCACACAAGAAAUAUCCAUUGAGAAGAUUUGGUAAGUUUACUUUGAAUGAAAAUCCAAAGAAUUACUUUGCUGAAGUUGAACAAGCUGCUUUCUCUCCAGCCCAUACUGUUCCAUACAUGGAACCAUCUGCUGAUCCAGUCUUGCAAUCAAGAUUGUUCUCUUAUGCUGAUACACACAGACACAGAUUGGGUACCAACUACACUCAAAUCCCAGUGAAUUGUCCUGUCACCGGUGCUGUUUUCAACCCACACAUGAGAGACGGUGCUAUGACUGUUAAUGGUAAUUUGGGUAGCCAUCCAAACUACUUGGCUAGUGACAAGCCAGUUGAAUUUAAACAAUUCUCUCUCCAAGAAGACCAAGAAGUUUGGAAUGGUGCUGCCACUCCAUUCCACUGGAAAGCCACCCCAGCUGAUUUCAAACAAGCUCAAGAAUUAUGGAAAGUGUUGAAGAGAUAUCCAAACCAACAAGAACAUUUGGCCCAUAACAUUGCUGUUCAUGCUGCUGGUGCUGAUGCUGCAAUCCAAGACAGAGUGUUUGCAUACUUUGGUAAAGUCUCUCAAGAUUUGGCUAAUGCUAUCAAGAAGGAAGUUUUGGAAUUAUCUCCAAGAAAAUAA
Messenger RNA from Candida dubliniensis CD36, 1458 nucleotides. RefSeq names its product catalase A (gene CAT1). NCBI's taxonomy places the organism in Eukaryota, Fungi, Ascomycota, Pichiomycetes, Serinales, Debaryomycetaceae. Gene Ontology annotation, molecular function: catalase activity; heme binding. Bases 1 to 1458 code for a protein of 485 amino acids. The transcript has a single exon. Gene Ontology annotation, cellular component: mitochondrion; cytoplasm; peroxisome. The record is from RefSeq and is a predicted model, not a curated record. Gene Ontology annotation, biological process: hydrogen peroxide catabolic process; response to hydrogen peroxide.